Penicillium salamii is the source of this 1641-nucleotide messenger RNA. NCBI's taxonomy places the organism in Eukaryota, Fungi, Ascomycota, Eurotiomycetes, Eurotiales, Aspergillaceae. The record is from the annotation of a GenBank genome assembly.
AUGAGUGGACAGGCUGCUAGCUACUACAAUAAUGAGGGCUUUGCUCACCCACAGGCCCAGCCCCAGCAGCCUGCGUACGGGUACAAUACUGGCCAGGGGAAUUACCAGCAACCCAAUUAUCAACCUCAACCGCAAUACCAGCAAAACUUCCAACCACAGCCUAACUAUCAACAACCUGCGGAAGUAAAGCCACCACCAAAUUUCCAGCAAAAUGCCCCGCAGUCGGGUUAUAGCUUCGAUGAGGCCUUCAAGAUCGAGAAACCCAAGUGGAAUGAUCUGUGGGCUGGCCUCCUGCUGAUCGCAGUGUUCCUAGGAUACGCUGCUGUCUCCGGAAUCACAAUCCACAAGUACGCGACGAACAAGGGCUUCAGCGGAGGAGGUAUCUACGACUCGGCCAAUGAUUUCUCUCUCAACACCAAUACCUUAGUAUUGUUUAUCUUCGUGCUCAUCGUCGCUCUCGUUCUAUCCUGGCUAUACUUCAUGGGCGCAAGAUACUUCACCAAGACCUUUAUCUGGGCAACCGGCAUUCUGAACAUCGUCUUUGCCCUCGCCACGGGAAUUUACUACAUCGCGCGCAAGCAGUAUGGAGGUGGAAUCGUGUUCCUGCUUUUUGGAGUGUUCGCGAUCAUUUGUUUCAUCAGUUGGAUCCCGCGCAUCCCAUUUACUGCAUUUAUGUUGCAGACCGCAAUGGACGUCGCGCGAGGCUAUGGUCACAUCUUCCUCGUCAGCGCAUUGGGUGGUAUUGUCACUGUCGCGUUCGCAGCCUGGUUCUCGGUCACUCUGGUCUCGGUCUACGUCGCCUACGAGCCUAGCUCCACGGGCAGUAAUCCGUCGUGCCAGGACGGCGGUUGUAGCAGAGCCAAGGUGAUCGGUCUGGUCGUGUACGUGACUUUUGCCAUGUACUGGGUCAGCGAGUGGAUCAAGAACACUGUUCACACUACCAUUGCUGGUGUGUACGGCUCAUGGUACUUCUGGAGCAAGUCUGCCGGUGGUAUGCCCAAGGGCUCGACUCGUGGUGCAUUCCGACGCGCAACCACCUACUCAUUUGGAAGUAUCAGUUUGGGAAGUCUGAUUAUUGCGUUCAUUCAGAUGAUGCGCCAGGCCUGUUCUAUUGCUCAGCGACAGGAGGCUGCCCAAGGAAACCUUAUUGGCAGUAUUGCUAUGUGGGUACUGGGAUGCUUUAUCUCUCUGCUCGACUGGCUCAUCACACUCUUCAACCGCUACGCUUUCUGUCACAUUGCUUUGUACGGAAAGGCGUACAUUCCCGCGGCCAAGGAUACUUGGAAAAUGAUGCGGGACCGAGGUAUCGAUGCCCUUGUGCAAGACUGCCUGAUGGGUCCAGUGCUGACUAUGGGCUCGACCUUCGUCGCCUAUGUCUGCGCCUUACUGUCCUACUUGUACCUGCAGUUCACCAAGCCGGAAUAUAACAAGGACGGCAAUUUUACAGCUGUUAUCAUGGCGUUUGCGUUCUUGAUUGGUUUGCAGGUCUGCCAGGUCUUCAUGACGCCCAUUGGCAGUGGUGUUGAGACAAUCUUCGUGGCCAUGGGCUGGGAUCCUCAGGUCAUGAUCAACGAUCACCCGGAUAUUUAUUACAAGCUGGUGGAGUUGUAUCCCCAGGUACAGCAGGCAGUCCACGCAUGA